Messenger RNA from Hippopotamus amphibius kiboko, 1823 nucleotides. RefSeq names its product dual specificity phosphatase 18 (gene DUSP18). Gene Ontology annotation, molecular function: MAP kinase tyrosine/serine/threonine phosphatase activity. The transcript is spliced from 2 exons. Lineage: Eukaryota; Metazoa; Chordata; Mammalia; Artiodactyla; Hippopotamidae. Bases 412 to 978 code for a protein of 188 amino acids. Gene Ontology annotation, biological process: protein dephosphorylation. The record is from RefSeq and is a predicted model, not a curated record.
GCGUUGCCGUGGAGACAGGCUGGGGAGGAGGAGGGGGCUGCCGCGCGCAGAGCAGACCCUACUUCUCGGCUAGGACUGCUGUGGUCCCCGCGUGAGCGCAGGGCGGGUAACCGGGAGAACCCGGGCGAGGCAGCUCCGGGACGAGGAGACGAGGCCGGGGUCUCUCCGGAGACCCAGCACCGCCCAUUCCUCCCCGCGACAGGGGACCAUUGCUAUGGAAACCGGAGCGCCGGGCAGGCGGGGAUCGUAGCUCCUGGGUCGUGAUCGGUCUUCUCUCACCCGGAGACCCUCGCCCAAGGUUGCUUCCUGAACGAACCUGCCCUCCCGCCCGCGCGAGAGAGUUUUUCAUGGACACAGCCUAGCAGGAAGAUGCAGCCUCUAUGUCUCACUGGCCGCUGACCCACCGGCCCAAUGACAGCAUCUCCGUGUGCCUUCCCGGUUCAGUUCCGGCAGCCCUCGGUCAGCGGCCUCUCACAGAUCACCAGCAGCCUGUAUAUCAGCAACGGGGUGGCCGCCAACAACAAGCUCAUGCUCUCCAGCAACCACAUCACAACGGUCAUCAACGUCUCAGUGGAGGUGGUGAACACCUUAUACGAGGACAUCCACUACGUGCAGGUGCCUGUGGCUGACACACCCAUGUCGCGUCUCUGUGACUUCUUCGACCCCAUCGCGGACCACAUCCACAGUGUGGAGAUGAAGCAGGGCCGCACCCUAUUGCACUGUGCCGCUGGCGUGAGCCGAUCAGCCGCCCUCUGCCUUGCCUAUCUCAUGAAGUACCACGCCAUGUCCCUGCUGGAUGCCCACACGUGGACCAAGUCAUGCCGGCCCAUCAUCCGGCCCAACAAUGGCUUUUGGGAGCAGCUCAUCCACUAUGAGUUCCAGCUGUUUGGCAAGAACACCGUGCACAUGGUCAGCUCCCCCAUGGGGGUGAUCCCUGACAUCUACGAGAAGGAGGUCCGUCUGAUGAUUCCACUGUGAGCCAUUCCAUCAGCCCUGGUCCCAGGGUCAGAGGUACAGAUCUGCCAUUGAUCCUACACCAAGAUCUGUACUUAAACAUUCUACUUCCAUUGAUACAGAAAAAUCAGAUGAUGCCUUUUAUAAGGACAAGAAAAAAGGAAGGGUGCUGCAGCUCUUAAUCUUAUAACUCAUAUCUUUAAAGAUUCAGCUUAUUAAAUGUAAGAUGAUGAAGAUAAGUUUCCCACCCUGCGAGUGACAGCUCAUGGCUGCUGACCAGAGGGGAGAGUGAACCAAAUGGACCAGCGCCCAAUGCAUAUGGCAAGCCUGGAAUCCUGCAGCCCUCUCCCUGACCGACCAACCCAGGAGUGAGUCUGCCACAAUCCCACCUCAUUCUUUUGAACGCGAAGCCAGCCUUAAGCAUCAUGGCACCUACCGUGCUUCUCACAGUAAGUGCCAACCUGCUGCAUAAGUAGCCUUCAAGUGGUGCUCCAGGAGCCCUGAGGGCCCAAGCCAACCCUGCUUCCACCUUCAAAUCUGGUUUUCUAGAUUGGACUUACGCAUAAGAUAGUUUUCAAAGGAAGUAUUCCGUUGUAGAAAAUUUCUUAAAUAACAUUUUUUUGGAGCACUGUUGUACGUGGCAGGGUCCCCUACCAGCCUUUGAUGAAAGGUGGCAUUAGUCUCCAUCUUGGGGCACGUGUGGAGAGCGGGCCUGACAUCAGGCCCAGAGGUUCCUCUCACAAGCCUCAGCUCAGAUGGCUGGAGCUGUGGACCGGAACCCAGCCUCGUCACCCCCUGCCUGUGUGAUCUGGGGCCUCUGGGAGCCUCAGUUUCCUUGUCCAAGCGAUAACAGCCCUUUCCUCACAGGG